AUGAAGCUCGAAACAAAAAACACGAAUGAAACCUGCAUUCCUCACAUAGCUCAGCCAUGUGAGCGUGAGUCACCGCGGACAUUAAAGGCUGCACUUAAAUCCCUUCAGAGAGACGGAGGUACUGAAAACGACAAUCAGAGGAGAAGGGACGCCACAUGAAUAUCAGGCUUUAAGCUGCUGUGUGGGAAGUCCAAAAAAAUCAGAAAAAUGUCAGACUGUGGAGCUUAAAUAUAACAAAGACCAAAAUAUUAUUGACUGGGACAUUUUUAGUUUACUUGCACUCACUGUUUUUACACCAAUACAUUUAAGAAAAGGCAAAUACCCAAAAAUUGUACUCUGUCAUGAGGUUUAUUGGUAUAGUGUAGUCUAGAUAUACAAGUAAACAUACAGUUUUAAGUGUAAAUUACUAAAUCAAAUACAUUGAGUUAAUUUCUUGUUCCCAGGAGACAUCAGCAACAAAGUUAAAGACUGUCAAAUUUGCCCCUUUAAUAGGAAAAUCACCAUUAGAAGCAGCAUGCAAAGUUAACUACAGUUUCCUGCAGAACGGUUCGACUCUGCUGCAAAAUUUAGCUAAUUUUAACAAACUCCGACUUAAGAUCUCAUCUUCGUUUACAGAGAUAUUUAACUUUGCCAAAUUAUCUGACAAAUUUUGAGCUGUAGCUAAGUUACGCCUUGUUUCUCCCUGCAGAUUCUGAUCAACUGAGCAUAACUGACCAGCAUCCGCCGUGGUGUCUACAACUACAGGAGACAUGCACCUCAGAAGACUUCAUGUAAGAAAUAGUGGAAUAUCCCUUUAACAGCUGAUUUGGACCAGCAGAAUCAAGGUAAUGAUUCUUAGUUUAAUCAUGUUUUCCCUCAAAUACGUUUAUCUCUCAUCUUGCACGCUCUUUAUUUGUCCCCUUUGAAAGAAUACACACACAGUUUAUUUCCUCCAUGUUUGAACUGCUUCUGUAGGGCCAGUCUGCAUCUGUGUUUACCAUGACGGAGAGGAGGAGUGCAGCCAGAGAUCAACAGACAUCUGCUCCACUUUCAGCCUUCACUAUCAGGUCAGGAGGAGAGCAGAUCGCAGAUCAACUUCUACUGUACCUGAGGGACAGAUAAGAGCAAGUCACAGGAAUUCAGACGACUCUAAUCAUAGGUUUCCUCUCUCUCUGUGGAAUGCGGAGGAACUAACCGAGAGUCUGUAGAUGUAUGUUUACUCUUGGGGACCUAAAAAGAAGCAUAUGAGAGAGAGAAGGAGAGAGAGGCAGGAAAUGAAGGAGGGACUAAACUUGACAGAGAUGGAUGUGGGAAGCCUCAAUUUAUCUCUGAGGCUUUCACUUACACGUCCACUUAAAUACAAAGAUGGAAAGAGAGAAGUGCAGCCUGUGGAGAGGGAACUCAGCAUUUCUUGAAAGAAUUUCUUUCAGGUGUAUAAGAAUAAAUCAAAACGAGAGAAAUCUUUCAGUUCAUCCAGUUCUGGAUUUGCAUAAAUAUCCAACUCAACAGAUGGACUCUGCAUCAAAAGACAAAUUCUUGGAUCUCAAAUGUUUGAUUUACCAUUACAGUCUAACAGGAACUGACAAGAGCAGAUGAACUUUAAUGACCUGAACAAUUUUUUUGAGGAGAGUCACGCUGCAAAUCUAUAAAGUUCAAAACAAACAGAGCAGAUGAAAAAAAAAAAAGUACCGCAAGUGGCAAAACAACCGUAUUUACAGUUAACAUGAUGAGAGCCGGUUCCUACUGGACCACCUGAUCUGAAACGAAAACCCUGCUUUUACAUAGUAAGAUGGAUCACAAACAACUUGAGCAUGAUCAUGUGGUCUUUGGUAGGGAUGGGAAUCGAGAACCGGUUCUUGUUGAGAACCUUUUCCAAAUGGUUCAAUCCAUCGACAUCAUUUGCAUUUUAUCUAAACGAUUUGUUUCUACCGGGUGCCUUGAAAAAUGGUCUCGCGAGAGCCAGUCUAUUUGGACGAGAACAGAGACUUUGAGGGAAAAAACAUGGCAGACGGUACAAAAGGUUGGCAGAACGAUAAAGCGUGGCUUCAUUUUACUUAGAAAGACGACAACAGCGCAACAUGCAAUGUUUGUUGAGUAGUGAUAAUGUGCAAACACCAGCAACAUGCUUAAACAUUUGUCAACAGGGCACAGCAUCAAAUAUAAGGAGUCACAAGUAUUCGAUGCUCUUCGCUGGUUGUCAGCUGCUGCUCCAUCUCAGCACAACAUGGAAGAUAUUUAUGUCUUGUGUUAACAUAAGCACAAUGCAGGCCAGACGCAACAACGUAUUAUGUAUUUCACUUACUACCGACCGAGUAAAUGCUGUAAAAAUAGUGUCGAUUGAUUAUUUUUAGACUCUCACAGAAGGGGGCAUACAUCUUUUUUUGUUAUACAUUUUUGAUAUAACGGUGAAAACUUAGUCUACUUUUUUUUAAAUCAAAGAAAGCCAUUUUUAAGGGAAUCGUUAGAGAAUUGAACCAAUAAGCAGAAUUGAUAACAGCAUUGAUAUUGAUAAAAUCUUAAAAAUCCAUCUCUAGUCUUUGGAGAUUUGAAGUAAGCCGUUGAUUUUUAUGGAUAAAAUGUAUCAUUUAACAGAUGAACAGUUAGCAAAAGCUCAAGUGAAAAUCCAGCCUUAAAAAUUAAAUCAAACCUGAGCUGAAAUCCAAAACUUCAAAGUAAAACGAAAACUUCAAAACUUUUGUUACUUGAGUUACGAUGAAUCUAUGGGACGAUUUCUUCCAUUUUUUAAACUCAAUGCCCCCACAGAUAUUUUCUUUAUAGACGGGUAGGAGCCAGCUCAGACAUAAAGAAAUAAAACCUACUGUACUUUCACUCUUUCUAUUUCAUUAUGUAUCCCCCCAACACCUACACUGGAACAUCCACUCCACUGUACACCUCUGCUCGGCACCUCUGGGAGGAUUAUGUUGGAGUUACAACAGAUUGAAUCUCACCUAACAGGUUGUGUUUGAACCCACAGAGCAUCCUCAGCACAGAUGAAGCAGAUUCUACCUUUGAAUUGUUCAACAAACACUCAUAUUUUAUCUGCUUUCCAAACUGUUUUGUGUUUUUUGAACUGCUCAGCCUCUGUUCUCUGACCUCUUUUCCACCCACCGCUCUCAGUCGAGCCGAUUCCCCAUCAAUAAGAAAGUAUUUUUGUUGAGUUUCCUCCUCUUUCUGCAGCUCCGUGGGUGUAUGAAUCUCCUGUGGCAGUGCCUUAUAGGUCCACUCUGCUCUCCUGAAUGAUAUGAGGCCUGCCUUCUUCAGCAGAAGCAGAUAAGAGCUUAAUGCAUUACCCCGCACAGCAGCCUACAGAAACGGCCACAUAAAUCACAUCCUGCUUGUACCUGAGUGUUGACUGUGUGUUUGUGUGCACUACAAGUGGUGGUGGGUGUGUUUUAGAGGGGUUGGAAGUUUGGUGUAAUCACCAAACACACACACUCACACACUUGAUGAUAUAUCUCAAACACACGCCAUGCAGUUUGUUGAUGUUGGAUUGAUUUUUUUGUCCCAACAGCUUUCUUAAGAUAUACAGAAUCUAACCUCUGCUAUUAAUGAUCACGAUGAAAGAAGGAUCGUCAAUCAUGACGGAUUUCAACCAAAAGCAAACAUUUCAGGGGUCAGCUGGCUCAGAGAUCCAUAGGAGAUAGAGGCAAACACUGUAGACAGCUGAGAGUGUGUCCUGAAUGAAAAUGAGCCGACGGACGCCAGGAGAGCUGACAAGCAUCGUCUCUGUCUGUUCCUAAAGAUUCGACAAGCAAAAAGGUCACUUGAGUGCAGUAAACAUGAUGGAAAUUUAUAGUUCAGACACGCUCAGACUGACUGUGCUGGGCGUGUAAAUGCUUCACUACUUAUCAGAUCGAACGACGUAAGUGGAGGAACACGAUGGGGCUGUCAACGUAAAACACAAGAUCAUCAGCAAAGAGAGAUUCGUCUUUUGCCCAAAUUAAGCGUGAACUUCAAAAUGCUGCAAUUAUCAAUCAAGACCAUGUAACCACAGAUUCUCUUUUGCAAUAUUAACACACUAUUGCCAUUGUCUGAUAUGCAAAUGACACAUUGCAAGAUCAGUUAGCAGUGUAAUCGUUAUCGCAGCAUGAAAUUUAGUCUGAGACACUCAGUGCGUUUAUAUGCACAGCUUAAUCGGACUAAGCUCAUUAUUUUUUUUCUUUUCAGACCUCUCUCCUUGUCUGCAUACAUAGAGCUGAGAAAAUCAAAUUAUUGACGUGAACGUGUCCUCCUCCCCAAAACUAGGGGUCCUCUCAGUGGCGCUGUUUCCGACCCCAUACAACUGUCAACAACAACAGCAGGUCCGUGCCAGACGUCAGAAGUGUCUACAACUGCUGCUGGGCAUUUUCAAGCAAGAAGGUGGAGCAUACUACAGCAUUAUUUUUGUCGUACAUGAUGUAUGCGCUAUUUUUCUGCAGAUGA
Molecule: messenger RNA, 4401 nt
Organism: Xyrichtys novacula (pearly razorfish)
Lineage: Eukaryota; Metazoa; Chordata; Actinopteri; Labriformes; Labridae
Source: the annotation of a GenBank genome assembly